GCAUUGGUGUCACUAUACAGUUACACGGACAGUUUCCUGCCAAGUGCAGAAUGGGUCAGAAACAGUGAUCCAGCGAGUUUAUCAGAGCUGCCGGUGGCCAGGACCUUGUGCCAACUUAGUGAGUUACAGGACUCUCAUCAGGCCCACAUACAAAAUGUCAUACCGAACAGUGACCACGCUGGAGUGGAGGUGCUGUCCUGGCUUCAUGGGGAGCAACUGUGAAGAGGAAUGCAUGAACUGCACAAGACUAACUGAUAUGACCGAGAGGCUAAACACGCUUGAGGCCAAGAUCCUUCUGCUUGAGGCUGCAGAGCGAAGCCCACCGUUGGAAAACAACCUGCCAAUCACUGGGACAACAGCCACGUGGUAUGACGAUUUGUUACCAGAUGCCUUUCCUCUGCUGAAUCCUGGGACUGUCCUGAGAAAAACAGUGGGAUCUGUCGAGCCUAAAGGACACAGAGGUGCAGAGGAGCAGCUAAUACCACAGGGGCUGCCAGGACAGGUUGGUCCUCCAGGACCAGUCGGACCAACUGGUCUUCCAGGACCACCAGGGCCAAAAGGAGAGAAGGGACAACCUGGUGAGAGGGGCCCAGCAGGGCCACCAGGGCUGUUGGGACCUCAAGGACCAAGAGGACUUCCAGGAGAAACCGGGAUCCCAGGUCCCCCAGGUCCUCCAGGGCCACCAGCCACCCCAAGCCUUCCUCUUACCUUCCAACAAGGGGUUCUCUACUCACUCCAGCCCACGGCUGAAAAAGAAAAUGGAGAACCCCAACUGGCCUCCACCGUCAUAGACACCAUCAUGGCUGGCCUGCCAGGACCACGAGGAGCCCCAGGCCCUGUUGGGCCACCAGGGCCACCAGGCGCAUCAGGACCCAAAGGGCCACCAGGACCUAUUGGAGUCCCCGGAUCACAAGGCUUACCGGGCUCUCCAGGACAACCUGGGCCAAAAGGCUCCAAAGGAGACCGAGGAGAGAGAGGUGAACCAGGCAAGAAGGGUGAGGAAGGUGACAAAGGUGCUGAUGGGGAAGGUGUUCAACAACUUCGAGAAGCUCUGAAGAUUUUAGCCGAGCGGGUAUUAAUUCUUGAGCACAUGAUAGGAAUUCAUGACUCUUUAUCUUCCAUUGAGCCAGGCUCUGGACAAGACGUGAUCCCGGGUUCCCCUCUGCGAACCAGCAUCAAGAUCAAGCGUGGAGGACCACAGCAGCCACAGGCCUACCAGAUCCUCUCUUCACUGCUGGAUGACAGUGAAGCCAAAAGGAGAAGCAAUCGGAUGAAGUAG
Balearica regulorum gibbericeps (East African grey crowned-crane) is the source of this 1279-nucleotide messenger RNA. The record is from RefSeq and is a predicted model, not a curated record. Lineage: Eukaryota; Metazoa; Chordata; Aves; Gruiformes; Gruidae.